Messenger RNA from Xenopus tropicalis (tropical clawed frog), 2368 nucleotides. It is a transcript of the gene recql, whose product is annotated as RecQ like helicase. Gene Ontology annotation, molecular function: helicase activity; nucleotide binding; ATP binding. The record is from RefSeq and is a predicted model, not a curated record. Gene Ontology annotation, biological process: DNA repair; DNA recombination. Lineage: Eukaryota; Metazoa; Chordata; Amphibia; Anura; Pipidae. The transcript has 15 exons. The coding region runs from base 151 to 2115 and encodes 654 amino acids. Gene Ontology annotation, cellular component: nucleus.
GAAACUGCCUUGAGCCAAUCGAUAGACGGGAGUGCCAUGACGCUGGACUAUGCGCGCCUUCUGAUUGGUUCCCUGAUUUUUCGCGGAAUUUCUCUGAACUAAAUGAAACCUGACUGAGGGGUCUCGCUGUGAGGAUCCCGGGCGCCAGGAAUGGAUUCGGAGGAAGCGGCGGCCCUAGUGGACGAGCUGGAGAGUGUCUCUAGUGAGCUGCAGGCAGUGGAGAUCCAACUCCAGGAGCUUCUGGAGAGACAGCAGGAACUGAUCCAGAGGAAGAGACUCCUCAACAAAAAGAUCCAGCGCCUUUCGGAGGAUUCUGGGCCGGGAACCAGCGCAGGGGGCGGGGAUUCAGCCGAGAACUGGCAGAAGGAAGAUUUCUUGUGGUCCCAGAAGAUCCGCGAUGCUCUGUGCAACUCCUUCCAGCUCCGCAGCUUCCGCUCCCUGCAGCUCGAAACCAUUAAUGCCACCAUGGCGGGGCGGGAUGUCUUCCUCAUCAUGCCCACGGGCGGGGGCAAGAGCCUGUGUUACCAGCUACCCGCUGUGUGCUCCGACGGAUUCACGCUGGUUAUCUGCCCCCUCGUGUCCCUUAUGGAGGAUCAGCUGAUGGUUUUGGACCGCUUGGGCGUCUCGGCCACUUCCUUAAAUGCCUCCAGCAGUAAGGAGCACGUAAAGUGGGUGCACGGGGAAAUGACCAAUAAGAAUUCUCGGCUGAAGCUGCUGUACGUGACGCCGGAGAAGAUCGCCAAGAGCAAGCUGUUCAUGUCGCGGCUGGAGAAGGCCUACCAGGCCGGCCUAUUGGCUCGCGUGGCCGUGGACGAGGUGCACUGCUGCAGCCAAUGGGGGCACGACUUCCGGCCAGACUACAAGACCCUGGGAAUCCUGAAGCGCCAGUUCCCCAACUCCCCGCUCAUCGGGCUGACGGCCACGGCGACCACUCACGUUCUGAAGGACGCGCAGAAGAUCCUGUGUGUCCCCAAGCCCCUCACCUUCACCGCUUCCUUCAACCGGCCCAACCUCUUCUACGAGGUCCGGCUGAAACCUUCCAGCUCUCAGGACUUCAUCGCCGACAUAGUGAAACUAAUCAACAGCCGAUACAGAGGGCAGUCGGGGAUCAUUUACUGCUUCUCUCAGAAGGAUUCGGAGCACGUGACCAUGAGUCUGCAGAAGUUGGGCAUUCGGGCGGGCACGUACCACGCCAACAUGGAGCCCAGGGAUAAAACCAAGGUGCACACCAAGUGGACAGCCAAUGAAAUCCAGAUCGUAGUGGCCACCGUGGCGUUCGGAAUGGGAAUCGACAAACCCGACGUGAGAUUUGUGAUCCAUCACUCGAUGAGUAAAUCCAUGGAGAAUUAUUACCAGGAGAGCGGCCGGGCAGGCCGAGAUGACGCCAGGGCCGACUGCAUUCUGUACUACGGGUUUGGGGACAUAUUUCGGAUCAGCUCCAUGGUUGUGAUGGAGAACGUGGGGCAGAAGAAGCUCUACGAGAUGGUCGGAUACUGUCAGAGUCCUGAUCGGUGCCGGCGAGUGCUCAUCGCGCAGCAUUUCGACGAAGUGUGGGACUCGGCCAAGUGCAACAAGAUGUGCGAUAACUGCAACAGCGAGGGGGGCUGGGAAAAAGCCGACAUCACCCCCUACUGUCGGGAUAUAGUGAAGAUACUGGAACAAGCCAAUCAGAUGGACGAGAAGCUGACGCCUCUGAAACUGAUGGACGCGUGGGUGGGGAAAGGCGUGGCCAAACUGCGCGUCCCGGGAGUCCGGCCCCCCCAGCUGCCCCGCCCGGAAAUAGAGCGAAUUAUUGCCCACCUUCUGCUGCAGCAGUUCCUCAGGGAAGACUUCAGCUUCACAGCCUACGCCACUAUCUCCUACAUAAAGAGGGGGCCCAAAGUGGAUCUGCUGCGCAGCGACAAGUACGCCAUCUGCCUGCCAAUGAGGAGCGGGGGGGCCGGCGCCGGCGCCGACAAGGUAAAAUCUCCACAGCAGUCCACAAGCCAAUCAUUGGCCCCCAAGGUUUCCGUGACAACAAGCAAAAACAGCGGCCGCAAAAGGCCGAAGGCCGAAAAGGUUUCAGUGGCCAAAAAGAGCAAAGUGACCAACGACGACUCCAUUGUGAUCGACUGAGCGGAUUGGGCUCUGAGGAAGAGGAAGGGGCGGAAUCCCCACAGGAAGGGGCGGUUGGCUGCGCCGCGGGACUGCCGGGGGUUAAUGUCAGGCCCUAGGCCGGUCUAAUGGAGGUUGGGGCAGGGGCCGGAGGCAACAGAGACAUAUUCGGCUGGGAGUGGGGGGCAGUGAAACCUCAGGAGUCUGGGGCCCCCCAGGUAACUGAAAAUGAGGGGGUUCACCUGGAAUUUAAUAUACGAUGUAGGCAACGAUA